This is a messenger RNA of Pochonia chlamydosporia 170, 1113 nucleotides long. RefSeq lists its product as hypothetical. The transcript is spliced from 3 exons. Bases 1 to 1113 code for a protein of 370 amino acids. Lineage: Eukaryota; Fungi; Ascomycota; Sordariomycetes; Hypocreales; Clavicipitaceae. The record is from RefSeq and is a predicted model, not a curated record.
AUGGGUGCUCUUUUUUCUCGUCCUGGUCACGAUGCCAAUACCCUCUCGCUUGGUCUCUUUGAGGCUGGCAAUACAUCGUCCAUCAAUAGCCCCACGAUUGCCCCGUAUCUUGGCAUAAAUACGGGCGUCUACAAUGGCAUCAACACCAGCAGUCUUCCGCCCAUACCCUUGGAGUGGAUUGUAUCUCCGAUGCACGGAUCGGGUGCAUGUCCCAGCGACGCACGGAUUGCGACGUGGUUAGCCGUCACGGAGGCCAUCAUUACAUGCAUCGCGCUUCUCGCCGCCUAUCGGCCGUUUGUCCAUGCGAUUUCGCGCGGAUACGUCGGAAACCGCAUCAAAGAUUCCAUCUGGGUGACUUGGACCAUUCCCCUUGCUUGCCAACUCACGGCCGAUGCCAUCAUCGCUGGCGCUGUGGUUGGGCAGACUCCCGGCUACACCAACCUCAACAAGCUGCACAUCUUCACAGUUUACAUGGCGCGGCCGCGGUUCGCCUUUAUUCUGAUUGCGUGUCUGCGCUGUCUGGUGGCCGUCAAACGUCCCAGAAAGUUUGCCAAAACGACCAUUGUCAAAUACAAAACAGACGACGGAGUAGAGUUUCCGUACACAGACGCGUGGAUCACAACAGCCGUGUCCGAGUUAUUCCUCCUCAUCAUCUCGGCCAUAUUCACAGGCGUCACAUGGCAUCGGCUGCCGUCACAAAGCAAGCCGCGCGAGUUCAUAUCCGACCACGUCAGCUUUAUAUCCAGCGCCCCAGGCCUGAUGCUACUCGUCGUCAUAACCUUUGUUCCCAUCUACAAGCGCUACGGAGAGGCAUUUCCAUUGGAGGGCCGGCGAUAUGAAACCUACAGACACUGGGGCGCUACCGUGAGCAGGGACGGGCGAGCCAGAGUUAGUGUAAAGAAGCAGAAGCAGCGAAUUGUGUUGACGAAGCGUCUGGGUUGUGCACUGGCAGGUGGUGUGAUUUUGGGAUACAUAUCCCUGGUGCAAUGGGCGUACUGGAAUCGGUUCCUGCAAAUGCCCGGCGUCUUGUUUUGCCCGCCAAAGCUCAUACAGUCUUCUGCUGUUUGGAUUGUCUUUUCGACAGUGGGUAUCUUGGCAGGGGCUGCGUCCUGA